AGAAGAAUAAGAAAGAAAUAAGCAAAAAUGGUAUCUUUAAUCAAUCUCCAUUCAUGGUUUCUCCUCUGUUUCACCCUGUUUCUUGUUUCAUCUCUUUUGUUACCUCAAUCUGUCACAUGCAAGGAUAGCGACGAGGACGAUGUUCUUCAAGGAAUCAACAAUUAUCGACAAUCACUUCAACUUCCCGAACUAACAAAGAACAAGAAAGCCGGUUGUCUAGCCGACGAAAUCGCCGACCAAAUGGAUAAGAAACCGUGUCCAUCUAUAGUCACAAUCACGGGUCAAUCGCCGCUAUCAACAUACUCGACACUUGUGAACAAGUGCAAAAUCGAACCUAGUUCCGCGACGGAUGGCAUUGUGUUGCCUGUUUGCGUGCCGAAACUCACAUCCACACUUGUUUUGAGUAACUAUACGCGAUCGCCUUUCGCGAGGUAUUUGAAUGAUAGUAAGUAUACCGGAGCGGGGAUGGGGUCGAAGGAUGAUUGGAUGAUUAUGGUUUUGACGACGAAUACUCAAAGUGGGAGUUUUGAGAGUGGGGUUGGUUGUUUGGGGUAUUCGAAAGUUGGGUUGGUUAUGAUGUUUUUCUUGGUGGGUGGUUUGUUUAUUAACUAGGGUUUGUGUUUAUUU
Messenger RNA from Impatiens glandulifera, 627 nucleotides. RefSeq lists its product as uncharacterized. The coding region runs from base 28 to 612 and encodes 194 amino acids. The record is from RefSeq and is a predicted model, not a curated record. The transcript has 2 exons. Lineage: Eukaryota; Viridiplantae; Streptophyta; Magnoliopsida; Ericales; Balsaminaceae.